Eurytemora carolleeae is the source of this 1670-nucleotide messenger RNA. Its product is annotated as urea transporter 2. Gene Ontology annotation, biological process: urea transmembrane transport. Gene Ontology annotation, cellular component: membrane. The record is from RefSeq and is a predicted model, not a curated record. Gene Ontology annotation, molecular function: urea transmembrane transporter activity. Bases 345 to 1616 code for a protein of 423 amino acids. Lineage: Eukaryota; Metazoa; Arthropoda; Copepoda; Calanoida; Temoridae. The transcript is spliced from 18 exons.
ACUCUUUUUUUGGGGAUUAUUCAGGGUUACCCACGUACAGAAUGAGACUGUAAAGACGAACUGAAAUUCUUAUUAGAUGAUGAUCCAAUUAUUUAAAGGUUAUUUGCGUAGAAUGCGUCAGUGUACGUUUAUCUCAAGUUACGCAGGGGAUACUCUAUAGAAAUGAAAGCUCUUCAAUUCGUCCCGAGUUUCUAAACUUGCAGCCCGAGUCGGUCCUAAUUGAGGAUGAAGCACCAUAUAGAGGCCGACCCAGUGUUUCAUGAUCACUGAAGAAAAUGUUUUAGCAGACUUAUCAGGGAUCGCUACAGCUGAGACGAACCUAGAAAAUUAACACAUCAAUAAUUAUGGCUUCAAAAUCAAAAGAAAAUGCUGCGGAAGAAUUAAAACCAACAGAGGAGAAAGGAUGUGGUCAACGUUUCAUGAGUAUUUUUGGAGAGUGCGAACUAUCUAAGAAUUUAAUACGAAGAAAUAAAAACUCAAUUUACUGGAUACCAUUUAGGUUUGUUGAUGCAAUACUACGGGGGAUCUCACAAGUUGUUUUCGUUUCAAAUCCUAUAUCAGGAGCAUUAAUUCUAUCAGGAAUCUAUUUGGGAGGAAUCGUAAUUGGGCAUGGUACUCUUGCCUGUACAGUUGGUGCUCUUCUAUCCGCUUUAUAUUUCAAACAACCAUCAGAUGCAAUACAGGAUGGGUUGACCCAGUUUAAUGGUGUACUGGUUGGUUCAGUUACUUUUUCACUUUACCCGGCAAUAUUUGGAGGAGUUCUUGAUCUUAGAAGUUGGUCAAUAACUGUGUUGGGUUCAGUGAUAUCUGUUCCUAUACAGGUUGCACUAGUCGGGCUUCUGCAAGGAGUAAAAGCAUCCUUCAAGAAUCUCCUAGAGAAGGAGGAGAGGAAGGAGUAUGGAGUACCUGGGUUCACCUUACCAUUCAAUUUAACAGCUUGUAUGGUGAUGUCCCUUCUACUUGCCACACAUCAGGAUUCUUUAGACACAAGCUCACAAAAUCCUAAUAAAAACUCCACAGCUGAAAUUGUUCCUUCUAGUGAGGACUCCCUUCUUGCAUCAGAUGUAAUAGUGGGAGUUGUAAAGUCAAUGGGCCAGGUGUAUGCUGUCAAUACUCUGCCAGGUUCCCUGUUAAUGUUGUUAGGAGUCUUCAUCUAUUCACCUCUUUUGGCAUUUAUAGAGCUUUCAGGAGCCUGUCUUGGAACUUUACUAGGAUUGUACCUGAACCCUGGUUAUCCUGGUGAUGUAUAUGCUGGUAUCUGGGGAUACUGUGCUCUUCUAACUGCUGGAGCAACUGGGGGGUUCUUUGCUAUACUUACUCCUAGAGCUGUGCCUUUAGUUAUCCUUGCAAUAUCAACAACUGCAGCUCUUCAGAAGACUAUUCAACCCUUUCUACAGAUUGGAGGUUUGCCUGUGUUCACUUUUCCCUUUGUUCUGACUAGCUGGGUCUUCUUGCUGGUAACUACAGAUAAUGGUGUUCUAUACAGGACUGACAACCCGACUGUUCCAGAGAGAAAUAUAAAGAUUUGGAUGGAUACAGUGACAGAAUCUAGAAAAUUAAAAAUUCCUGAUUUUAUCCAAAAAAUACGUUCAAAUAAAAUAGAAGAUGCAGCCUGAACAAAUCCUUGUAAAGUAUUUCUCACACAUGAUAAUAUAAAUUACAAAUAUUUU